AUUGUGCUCGAAAGAGAGUCGUCGUCAGCAUGGAUAACUUGAUACCGAUCGUGAAUAAGCUGCAGGAUGCAUUCACAUCGCUGGGAGUGCACAUGCAAUUGGACUUGCCACAGAUUGCCGUCGUUGGUGGACAGUCUGCGGGCAAGAGUUCCGUUCUAGAGAACUUUGUGGGCAAAGACUUUUUACCUCGAGGUUCGGGAAUUGUGACGCGCAGACCUUUGAUUUUGCAAUUGAUCAAUGGUAUUACCGAAUAUGGUGAAUUUCUGCAUUGUAAGGGUAAAAAGUUCUCCAGCUUUGAUGAGAUACGAAAGGAGAUUGAGGAUGAGACGGAUCGUGUAACGGGUAGCAAUAAGGGCAUCUCAAACAUUCCGAUUAAUUUGCGCGUCUAUUCGCCAUAUGUGCUCAAUUUGACGCUGAUCGAUUUGCCGGGCUUAACGAAGGUGGCAAUUGGUGAUCAGCCCGUGGAUAUUGAGCAGCAGAUUAAGCAAAUGAUAUUCCAAUUUAUACGCAAGGAGACCUGUCUCAUAUUGGCCGUAACGCCGGCCAAUACCGAUUUGGCCAAUUCGGAUGCAUUGAAGCUGGCCAAAGAGGUGGAUCCACAGGGUGUCCGUACCAUUGGUGUGAUCACCAAGCUCGAUCUCAUGGACGAGGGCACCGAUGCUCGUGACAUACUCGAGAAUAAGCUGUUGCCACUGCGGCGCGGUUACAUUGGCGUUGUCAAUCGCUCCCAGAAGGAUAUUGAGGGGCGCAAGGAUAUCCAUCAGGCGCUGGCCGCUGAGCGUAAAUUCUUCCUCAGCCAUCCCUCGUACCGCCACAUGGCCGAUCGCCUGGGCACACCCUAUUUGCAGCGUGUCCUCAAUCAACAGCUCACGAAUCACAUUCGGGACACGUUGCCCGGUCUGCGGGAUAAAUUGCAGAAGCAAAUGCUGACACUGGAGAAGGAGGUCGAGGAGUUUAAGCAUUUCCAGCCCGGCGAUGCCAGCAUCAAGACAAAGGCUAUGCUACAAAUGAUACAACAACUGCAGUCGGACUUUGAGCGCACUAUCGAGGGCAGCGGUUCCGCCUUGGUCAAUACAAAUGAAUUAUCUGGCGGUGCCAAAAUUAAUCGCAUAUUCCACGAGCGUCUACGCUUUGAGAUUGUUAAAAUGGCAUGUGAUGAGAAGGAGCUGCGUCGCGAGAUUUCGUUUGCCAUUCGCAAUAUUCAUGGUAUUCGUGUCGGUCUCUUUACCCCAGACAUGGCCUUUGAGGCGAUUGUAAAGCGUCAAAUAGCGCUGCUCAAGGAGCCGGUGAUCAAGUGUGUGGAUCUAGUCGUACAGGAAUUGUCCGUUGUUGUGCGCAUGUGCACCGAUAAGAUGAAUCGCUAUCCACGUUUGCGUGAGGAAACUGAACGCAUUAUCACCACACAUGUGCGUCAACGGGAGCAGCGUUGCAAGGAGCAAAUCUUGCUAUUGAUUGACUUUGAGCUCGCCUAUAUGAAUACCAAUCACGAGGAUUUCAUUGGCUUUGCCAAUGCUCAGAAUAAAUCUGAGAAUGCAAAUAAGACCGGUACCCGACAGCUGGGCAAUCAGGUUAUACGCAAGGGUCACAUGGUCAUACAAAAUUUGGGCAUCAUGAAAGGCGGAUCGCGUCCUUAUUGGUUUGUGCUAACAUCGGAGAGCAUUUCCUGGUACAAGGAUGAGGAUGAAAAGGAGAAGAAAUUCAUGUUGCCGUUGGAUGGUUUGAAAUUGCGCGAUAUUGAACAGGGCUUUAUGUCAAUGUCUAGACGUGUUACAUUUGCUUUAUUCAGUCCCGAUGGACGUAAUGUUUAUAAGGAUUAUAAACAACUGGAGCUGUCAUGCGAAACGGUCGAGGAUGUGGAAUCCUGGAAGGCAUCAUUCCUCCGAGCCGGCGUCUAUCCCGAGAAGCAGGAGACUCAGGAGAAUGGCGAUGAGGAAGGACAAGAGCAAAAAUCGGCUAGCGAGGAGAGCUCGACAGAUCCACAACUGGAGCGUCAAGUGGAGACGAUCCGUAAUCUGGUUGAUUCGUACAUGAAGAUCGUCACAAAGACCACACGGGAUAUGGUGCCGAAGGCCAUUAUGAUGCUCAUCAUCAACAAUGCCAAGGAUUUCAUCAAUGGCGAGCUAUUGGCACAUCUGUAUGCCUCUGGUGAUCAGGCACAAAUGAUGGAAGAAUCCGCCGAGUCGGCAACAAGACGCGAGGAAAUGCUGCGCAUGUACCGCGCCUGCAAGGAUUCAUUGCAAAUUAUCGGUGACGUUUCAAUGGCAACCGUAUCAUCGCCAUUGCCGCCGCCCGUGAAGAACGAUUGGCUACCAAGUGGCUUGGAUCCACAUCUAUCGCCGCCCAGCCCUGGUGGCCCACGAAAGGCAGCACCCACCGCACAGGGCUCUUUGGGUGGCCGUAAUCCACCAUUGCCGCCGGCGACUGGACGUCCAGCGCCAGCAAUACCAAGUCGUCCUGGUGGUGGUGCACCACCGUUGCCAGGUGGACGACCAGGUGGUGCUCUGCCACCACCAUUGCUACCAUCUCGCGUCACUGGAGCUGUCGGCGGAGCGAUAACACAGCAAUCGGGGGCCAAUCGAUACAUCCCGGAGCAGAUGCGGGGACAGGUGAAUCAGGCAGUUGGCAACGCGGCGGUCAAUGAACUCUCCAACGUUUUCGCCACACGAUUCAAUCGACCUGGAAUGAAUGCGCCACCAAAGUUGCCUGAUCGACCCUCGUAUUACGGUAAUACGACCAAUGGACGUCCCUAUUGAGUGAGAGCGAGACAGCACGAUGUCAAAACGAUGAUCCCAUCUACCAUCGAUAUCCGAUAACUAGCGAGAUCCAUCCAAGCGAUAAACAAUCGAUGGAGCAGUACUGACCGUUGGAACUGGAUAUAUAUGUCUAUAUAUAUAUAUUUAUAUAUGAGUAGUAAUGGGUUAAUUGAUCACUGUAAAACUCAAUUUGUAUUAUUAUGUAUGUGUAUUGUUAAUUGGCAGUUGCCAAAUGUAUGUAUGUGUGUGUGUCUGUCAGACUUUCUGACUGUGUGUGUGUAUGUCUUUUUUGUAUUUUUUUUUUUAAUUUUUACAUAUUUUGCAAAGUGUACUAAAGUGUGUAGAACACUUUCGACUGGUCCUUAGAAAUGCUAGACAUAUCAUAGCCUUAGCGUAGUUGAUUAAUCACACACACACACACACUUACCUAUACACACACACGCACGCACACACACACACAUAUAUGAAAUUGCCGUUUCAACAUAUACAUACAUUUGUAAUUAAAACUAAAUAGCUAGAGAACGAUAGUGUUAUACGACUAAGUGAAUGUGAAAGCAGCCUCAACUGUCAUACAGUCAUACAGUUAUAAAAAAAAAAGAAAACAAAACAGUUAUACAGUAUAUACUAGAUACCGUUAAACACAGUCAUACACAACAGUGCGUUUCCAGCUGGGCUACAAAUAUAAUAAUAGAAAUAUUGUUAAACAAA
This is a messenger RNA of Drosophila innubila, 3461 nucleotides long. RefSeq names its product dynamin (gene shi). Gene Ontology annotation, biological process: receptor-mediated endocytosis. Gene Ontology annotation, cellular component: cytoplasm; synapse; plasma membrane. Gene Ontology annotation, molecular function: GTPase activity; GTP binding; microtubule binding. The coding region runs from base 30 to 2753 and encodes 907 amino acids. NCBI's taxonomy places the organism in Eukaryota, Metazoa, Arthropoda, Insecta, Diptera, Drosophilidae. The record is from RefSeq and is a predicted model, not a curated record. The transcript is spliced from 17 exons.